Molecule: messenger RNA, 7890 nt
Organism: Xenopus laevis (African clawed frog)
Lineage: Eukaryota; Metazoa; Chordata; Amphibia; Anura; Pipidae
Gene: apba1.S
Product: amyloid beta (A4) precursor protein-binding, family A, member 1 S homeolog
Exons: 16
Coding region: 655-3198 (847 amino acids)
Biological process (GO): chemical synaptic transmission
Cellular component (GO): plasma membrane; cytoplasm; dendritic spine
Molecular function (GO): amyloid-beta binding
Source: RefSeq, a predicted model, not a curated record
GGGAGGUGGAGCUCUCUGUAUACAGGCAGGGCUGCUGGUGGCUGCAGAGAGAGAAGAAAAGGAGGAGGAAGAUGGUGGAAUUAGAUGUGAUACCUCCAGGACACAAGCCUCUCUCCCAGCCACAGGGCUGCUCCACGUCUGCUUACUAAGCUCCCCUCCCCCUCACAACACACAGACAAGCAGAGACCCUACUGUGCAGUCUCUGGGAUUUCCACUAAGGGUGACUAGUCUGCAGACCUGUGUCCAGAUGGUUUUUGUCUAAGUCCGGAUCCCUGGCUUCCUGGGUGCUUUCCUGCCAUAUUGAUGCAACUGUCAGAUUCCCUUGCCAGCCAUCAUGCUGAAUGCAGACGUGAAUCAUUUUAGGGAUGUCUUUCAAUGGUCGUAAUUCAGCUAUGCAGGAGAAGGAGGUCAUUCAGUUGAUUCAGUCUCUCAGGCUCCUUUCACUGGCUACAAUUUCAGACAAAUAAAUGGCUGAUUGCUCGGACAAUUUUAAAAACAAAGCAAUUGCCUACAUGAGGACUCUGGGGACAGAUGCAGACUUGUAGGUGGAAAAACAGAGAAACAUUUUGACAACAAUAUGACUGUGGCAGAAUCAACACUGACAGUACAGAACAAAGAUGUUCAUACUAUAAGACUGACUGCUCUGAACCAGCCAUGAACCAUUUAGAGGGAUCACAAGGAGCAGAGGUGAGUGAUGAGCCUGGCAAUGCUGACAUUAAUGAGUUGGUGGAAGCUGACAUUGAGCACCCAGAAGUGGAGGAAGAACAACACCAGUUUGUUUCGCCAAACUUUCGGCAGGUAUCUGAAGAGCAGGAGGGACAAUCAGGACAAGAGGAAGAUGGUACUCUUGCCCGAUCUGCAAGCACAGAGAGUGGUUUCCACAACCACACGGAUACAGCUGAGGGAGACGUGAUUGCAGUACAGGCAGAUGGUUAUGAUGUGGACCGAAUCCAGGAGAAUGAUGAUGAGAGUGCAUAUGCUAUUCAGUACAGGCCAGAGUCUGAAGAGUACACUGAGAACGCAGAGGCAGAACAUGGGGAAGCUCUGCACAACCGAACUCUUCCUAAUCACUUGCACUUCCAUGGUCUUGAUCAGGAGGAAGCUCUAAAUGCAGCCUACUCUGGAUAUGUCUACACCAAUCGGUUAUUUCAUAGGGGAGAGGACGAGCAAUAUGCCGAACCCUAUGCAGAUUAUGGAUUGCAAGAGCAUGUGUAUGAGGAAAUAGUAGACACUCCAGAACUAGAUAUUAGAGAGGGCCUUAGACUUUAUGAGCAGGAAAGAGAGGAAGCUGACAAUUAUCGGAAGGAAGCCCUUGGUGCACGCCUUCACCAUUACGACGAGCGGUCUGAUGGAGAGUCCGACAGCCCUGAGAAAGAGGCAGAAUUUGCCCCUUACCCAAGAAUGGACAGUUAUGAACAAGAGGAAGAUAUUGAUCAGAUAGUGGCAGAGGUCAAACAAAGCAUGAGUUCUCAAAGUCUGGACAAAGCAGCAGAGGACAUGCCAGAAGCAGAACAAAAUCUGGACAUAGUUGAACCUUCCAAAUUGGGAGGUGGAAGUCAUGUGACUAAUGGAAAUCUGUCAUCUUGUUCCAAAACCUCUACAAAUACAGGAGAGAUAGUACAGAGGUAUAGUAAGGAGAAGAGAGAUGCCAUCUCACUAGCUAUUAAGGACAUUAAGGAGGCCAUUGAAGAAGUAAAGACAAGGACAGUUCGUUCUCCAUACACUCCUGAUGAUCCAAAGGAACCUAUCUGGGUGAUGAGACAAGACAUUAGUCCAACAAAGGACUGUGAUGACCAAAGGCCACUAGGUGGAGAUAUCAACGCACUGAACGAUAUGGAGAAUUUUUGGAAUUAUCAAGCCUACUGUCGCGAUGAAGAUUCUCCGUCUCCUGAUUCUUCGUCACCCCAAGGGGCAGAAUCAACAGAUCGGCAAAAUCAUCAAAAUGUAUGUGAUGCAGCAGAAUCCUCUACAAACAAGGAGUCAGGGAAGAGCUUGGCUUCAUUCCCAACCUAUGUUGAAGUGCCCGGACCCUGUGAUCCAGAAGACCUAAUUGAUGGAAUUAUUUUUGCUGCCAAUUACCUCGGCUCUACACAGCUGCUUUCUGACAAGACCCCUUCUAAGAACGUGCGUAUGAUGCAAGCACAGGAAGCUGUAAGUCGGAUUAAGAUGGCCCAGAAAUUAGCCAAAAGCAGAAAGAAGGCUACAGAAGGGGAGGCACAGCCUAUGACCGAAGUGGACCUCUUUAUUUCUACACAGAGGAUAAAAGUAUUAAAUGCUGACUCCCAGGAAACCAUGAUGGAUCAUCCUUUGCGGACCAUCUCUUACAUUGCAGAUAUUGGCAAUAUUGUGGUCCUUAUGGCACGUAGGCGCAUGCCACGCUCCAACUCCCAAGACAGUGUGGAGGCCUCUCACCCUUCUCAAGAUGGAAAGCGGCAAUACAAGAUGAUCUGCCAUGUUUUUGAAUCUGAAGAUGCACAGCUAAUUGCUCAGUCCAUAGGCCAGGCUUUCAGUGUGGCUUACCAGGAGUUCCUGAGGGCAAAUGGUAUUAACCCAGAAGAUCUGAGCCAGAAAGAAUACAGCGACCUGCUCAAUACUCAGGACAUGUAUAAUGAUGAUCUCAUCCACUUCUCUAAGUCAGAGAACUGCAAAGACGUAUUUAUUGAAAAGCAAAAGGGGGAAAUCCUUGGAGUGGUGAUUGUGGAAUCUGGCUGGGGAUCCAUCUUGCCCACAGUUAUAAUAGCCAAUAUGAUGCAUGGAGGGCCAGCUGAGAAAUCAGGAAAGCUAAGCAUUGGAGAUCAGAUCAUGUCAAUCAAUGGCACCAGCUUAGUUGGCCUGCCACUGUCUACCUGUCAAAGCAUCAUCAAGGGUUUGAAAAACCAGUCGUGUGUGAAGCUGAACAUUGUGAGGUGCCCCCCAGUUACCACAGUCUUAAUCAGGAGGCCUGACCUGCGAUAUCAGCUUGGCUUCAGUGUACAGAAUGGCAUUAUCUGCAGCCUUAUGCGCGGGGGCAUAGCGGAGCGAGGAGGAGUGAGAGUUGGGCAUCGCAUCAUUGAGAUCAACGGACAAAGUGUUGUAGCAACUCCCCAUGAGAAGAUAGUUCAUAUUCUUUCCAAUGCAGUUGGUGAGAUACAUAUGAAGACAAUGCCGGCAGCAAUGUACCGACUGCUGACUGCACAAGAGCAACCAGUUUACAUCUGAGGGCCUGGCUUCAACUUCACGACAUGCAUGGGGGGCACUUCUCUCACUUGUGGUUGUUCAUAGUGCUGCAUAUGUGUCUACAGAGACAUCUACAACUUGUUUCAUUCGCUGCCAUCCAUUGUCCUGAUAUCUUCUCUCAUAUAAUGGGUACCCAAAGAAACUGUUCUGUUCUCAAAAUGACUUUGAUGCCCACGGCCUCUCCAUAAACUCUUAUAUCUUAAAAUGAAGGGAACAAAUCUCAAAGCCUAUUGCUGUGAGUGGGUUGGAUGCAUUUCUCUCUAUACCCUGCGGUGAAGAUGAAGAAACCUUUUCAUAAACAAAAAGUACCCAAUGUAUUUACACUGUAGAAUGAUUGAGGAUUUCAUUUCAUUAUUGUUAAAAUAUUUGUAUAUUUCUUGACCUGACAGUCCACCAUUGAGAACCUCAACACAAAUAUGCUGGCGUUCUUUUUGGUAUAGGUGCAUUGAAAUGUAAUAUACAAGACUGGCCAGUACCCAACUAUAACAUUCCAUGGAAGAUCCUUCAUGCAGAAUUGAUCACUACCAUGAAAUCUAUGCAUGAAGCUCUAAGCUAUGACAUUCAUCUGCACAAAUUAGGAAGUAUUUUAGGCAUACUAUUAACACAGCGAGUAGCCUCAGUGAGUGACCUGGGCAUCUAUGUGAAGUUCUACUAGCUGCUCCAUUUAUGUAUUGAGACGGAAUAUUUAAACUCUGUUAUCAGUAGACAAGAAGGCCAGGUCGCCAGAACCUUUAGCACUCCACGCAUAAAAAAUAUAAUUCUAGAUUAAAGAGUUUACAUGUCUUAAUACAUUGUAGUUUACAUUAUGACAAAUAAUAAGCUGAUAGAUCUAAAAAGAAAAAAGUUACAAAAACACAGGUGGUAGCUAAUAAGCCACAACUUUGCUUACAUUGGAGGUCACCAUGCCAAAGCUCAACAAGCGGGUAUGAGAUGGAGCUGCAUGGAAACCAACGAAAAGCGAAAUGCAAUUGUUCUUUUUCAGCCAGUUGGGCAGGCAACUUCCUUGCCAUUGUUUGGGCUUUGUCACUGGAAGCGCCAUAGAGAGUUUAGAGAAGGGGAAAGAGCAUGUGCUGUUUAAUUUAACACUUCUGUCAAGGUGUAAGUGCUACAAACUGCAUUCACAUAAAUCAACUUGCAUUUCUGCUUUUGUUUUGCUCAGCAGUCUAUGCUGUUUGAAACAUAGAUGGAGGCUCACAAAUAGCUUUUAACUGAAGGCCAGGUCUGAAUAUGGUGUCCAGUAAUUAAAGGGUAUGUAUAAUCCCUCAAACAUGCAUAUUUUAUAACAAUACCUGUGGGGAGACAUUCUGUCACUAUCUAGGUUCACUGGCCUUAGGUUUACUGGCCUUGGGUUCACUGGCCGUAGGUUUACUAGCUUUAGGUUAGGGCAUUGCCCUUUUAUAUUAACUAUAGAUGAGGAACUACAGAGUUAGUUGCAGUGAUUUUAUGGGGUUCACAUUCCCUUGCUGACAUGUUUACUAACUGCAUGGAUUAAUCCUUGAAAAGUGCGGGAAAUACAUGUUAAGGAAUAUGUAUCCCAUUCAUUUUGCCCUUGGGGAAGAGCCCAGCAGAGGCUACAAUACCCCAUAUGUAAUCAAAGGUAGUUUGCACUGGUGCAGUAACCCAUAGCAACCAAUAAUGUUUUUGCUUUUUAACAUGCUACUUGCUGUUUGGUUGCUUAAUGCCGGUCUAUUCUGUCAAUCGUGCAGUAAGCAAAGGAAAGUAAGUUUAGUAAGUGUUUGUGACCCACCUCAAAGAAAAUCAUAUCAAAGAAUAAAACACCUGGAAAAUUGAGGGUUGCUUUAUUUGCUUCUGAUUUACAUCAGGAGUAAAGGGUGUUGCACUGUGUAGCUCAUGGGAACAGGGCAGUGGUUAUAUUGGCUUCCAUCCAAUAAAGUCAGCAUAGUGUGUCUCCUGAUUCUCUGAGAAUAACAUGUUUGUAUCAUAAUGACAUAAAUGUAGUGCUAGUGCUAAGGGCCAUGUUCUCCAAGGUAUAUUAAUAGUGCACAACAUGCCCUCUGAUCAGGCCCAGAUUUGUGGAAAGGCCACCGAGGCCUAGGCCAACAGGAUUUUAGGGUUGCUGCACAACCUCACCCACAUUGGUUCAGAAACACUGGGGAUGAGCAGGUGAUACAAUUGUUUUUUAAAUAUCCUGUGCUCCGAUCCCCAUUGUUUUGGUCCUGAUGAUGAAAAUGUGAGCUAAUUAAAAGGAGGGAAUGGGGGUGAUGAACAUUAGAGGGCCUAGCGGUGCCUGGUAUGUAAAUCCGAUCCUGCCUCUGACACAUAGAUGUACUGGCCCAAGUUGAACAGCCCACAAUUAUAGUAACUGUAGAGGAAAGACCGAAAGAUAAUAAACAGGUGGUAGAGGUGCUAUAAACCAGCUCUGCGGUGUAUAUAUGUAUUCCAUCUUCUUCUAGUUACUUUCCUGCCCUGAUAAGGUUAAUAAUGUGCAAAAACUAAAGUCACUAUGUAGUAUUUGCUACAGUGAUUCUUAUACUGCAGCUUUUAUUUCUGCUAAAAUACUUGAUUCAUGGUGAUCCUUUCCUUGUUUACUACUGCCGCGGCUCCAGUGCAAUUGUGUUAGGACUACAGGUCAUACAUCUAUUCCUGUUUAGGUGGUGUAUGAUUGGUUAGCCAAGGGGUAGAAAUCAAAUGGUUAUACCCCCCUUGCUAAAGAUGAAUUAUUGUGGCGUGUUUACUUGAUUGUGCAGGAGGUGCAAUAUUUAUGGCCUUACAUGAGCCAAGGCACUUUCUUGUUGUUUACCAAAAUAAGAUUCAUGUACUGGGGGUUGUGACACCUGAAAUGUGAAAUAUAUGGACAUAUACAAAAUCCAGCAUUUUAUCUCCAAUGACGUAUUCCGGUUGUGUCAUUUGAUGAGAUAAGGAUUUGACAACACUGAUAUAUUUAGUCUUUCUCAGACACGCGUGUGCUGUGCUUCAGGCACCCGUAUGCUAUUCAGACUCAUAUUUGUCUCUUACUUAAGACUAGAUAAAUGACAAACAUGCAAUAAGACAAGGCAGAUUCCUUUGUACCAGGCCAGUGACAUUGACACAAAUCAGUGGUUCACUUGCUUUCUAUGAGAACAUAGAACAAAUUGACUUCAUACAGAAAUAGACUCUUCAUUUUACCUCUUACAGCUAUGAGUGUGAUACGACUGUACAAUAGAUAACUAAAGAAGGAAAGAGAGAAUAUUGGGGAAAAGGGUUAUUUUUGAACUGAAAAAGUAAAUGUUAUAUACAUGAGACUUUAGCAAUGGACGUUGCUGUUUCCAGUCUAGGCACUUGGUUGAUAGUCUUACACUCUAGUGGCCAUUGUGCGGAGAGAUAGUACAGAACAUCCCACAACAAAAGCCCAGGUUGAUAAAACAGUAGUUGGAAUUGUAGGUGUACUUGGCAAAAUUGGUAGACUAUGGAGAAUUUCCAAUUUAUUGUCUUCGUUGGUUGACCCAAGCAACUAUAUAUCCCAGGUUUCUCCAACAUUAGAUAAUUUACAGUUUUGCUCAAGGGAUGCUGAUCUCAUUAAUAAGCUGAACGGAUAAGGUUUUAAAACCACCUUUAAGACUCUCUCAUGUGUUUGAGGUUUAUUCGAUACAUGAAAUAAAAAGCGACAUUCCUUUGGUUUCAUCAGUUGUUCUGGGGUUUGAUGAACAAUCCUAAUAUUGAACUCUGACAAUUAUUCUCUCUCUGUAGGUCUAGUUUGGGGGAUUUGAACCUACUUGAUGUUCCAAAAUAUGGGUCAAAAAGUGAUGUCAAACUUCCAUAUCUUCUAAUGUCCUUGGGCUAAUGAUGUUGGAGCUUGACAUCCCUGUUUUGAUAUAUUUCAGUACUGCUUCAAGAACAAAGUCCUGCUUGAUAAACGUAUAAAGCCAUCAAGGAUAACUUCAAAAAUGAUAUUUCAUCUUGAAGUGAUCAGGAUUCAAGUAUAUCACAGUAUAAAAUUGAUUUAGCUAACACAAGGUUGUUGCUCUAUGUUCAUAUACGCUGAAGCCUGAAAUAUAACAGGUGCCCACAGUCCUAGAAAAGAACUGACUCAACUGGACAGAAGACUGGGCCUCACCGUUUACGUUGAACACAUCUCCGAAUGGACUUGUUUACACAUUUCUGUACAAAAAUAUGCACAAAUGUCACCUUCACUGGAAGCGAUACUUGUUACAUUGUCAGGUUUCAGUUCAACAAUAGAAUUUCUUAAUUUUGUUUUGCUACUUUUUUUUAACAUCUGUUUAAAAAUGAUUAUUCUGAACUUUUUUUAAAAUGUAUUUCUUGAAUUAAAUUCACAGCAUCGACAAAACUUUGUGCACAUACCUAGCAGAGUACUUAGAUUAUUGUUCUGUAAAGAGGGUUGAAUAGAAAAUAUUGUAAAUCGCUGGAUAAGUAUAGUAAUGUAUUUGUAACAAUAUUGUUCUUUGUAAACAGUAAAUCUGAAAACGAAUACAAUCAGUGUCAGCCUGGAAUGUUGAUACUGCACAUCUAUUGAAUGUAAUUCCUAUGACAGUCACAGGUUCUUGUUUCCUGUGAUACAGCUGCCAUGGUUUGAUUGAGUCGCCAGCUUUCUUUUGUUGUGAAGUAUCUACUCUAUGUACCUUUUAUUUAACUGAGAGCUUGCUCAUCUCUGUAACAUUUGCAACAAAAACAACUAUAAUAAUAAUAAUGAUAAAUAAAAAAAAAUGUUGAAUUGCA